AACAUGAACGGCCUCGAAAUUUCACCCUUCAUCGCCUCCCUCCCCAAGGUCGAGCUACACAUCCACAUCGAGGGAACUCUCCUCCCCGCCCUUCGCUGGAAACUCGCCAAACGCAACAACGUGCCCCUCCAAUACGAAACCUACGAGGCCCUACUGGACUCGUACAAGGUCUUCUUCAACCACCGCCCCGAAAUCAACGGCCGCGUCCCGGGUAUCCCAACAUUUCUCGAGGCCUAUUUCGCAGGUUGCGAAGUCCUGAAAACUGAAAAUGAAUUUUAUGAAAUGUCAAUGGACUACUUCCGGCGCUGCGCCGAGAUGAACGUCCGUUACGUUGAGCCAUUUUUUGAUAUUCAAGCACAUACGCGCAGGGGGGUGCCCGCGGAGGAUGUUCUGAAUGGGUAUCUGAGGGCUCAGCGUGAUGGCGCGAAGGUGCAUGGUGUGAAGUCGAAUUGGAUUUUCUGCUUUAUCCGCGACGAGAGUCUUGAGGAUGGGUUGGCUGCGUAUGAGGCGGCUAGACCGUGGGCUGCUGGCACCGUCGAGGGUGGCAAGGGUCUCUUCCAUGCUGUCGGGCUGGCGAGUAACGCCUUCAAGAGGCCGCCGAUGCUUUUCGAGGAAGGGUUCCGGAGGGCCAAAAAGGAUGGGCUGCAUGUUACGAUGCACUGCGAUUUCGGGCAAAAGGAUGCGUUCGAGCACGUCCACGAGGCAAUUUUUGAGGUCUGUGAUGGCGCUGGCGCGGAGCGGGUUGACCACGGGCUCGAUGCGGCGGAUAAGGAGGAGUUGCUGCAGGGAUUGUUGGAUCGGGGGAUCGGCUUGACGUUGUGCCCUCACGCGUAUCACCGGCGGACGGCGACGGAGGUGCUGUUUCCCAAGAUUCGGACGUUGUGGGAGAGGGGCGUCAAGUUCAAUAUUAACAGUGAUGAUCCGGUGUAUAUGCACGAUGUUUGGGUAGAUGGGAACAUGCAGAAGGCGUACACCUAUUGCGGGUUUAGUAAGAAGGACAUGGUUGAGCUUGCGAGGAAUGGAGUUGAUAUGUGUUGGGCUAGCGAGGAGGUCAAGAAGGAUUUGUACAAAGAGUUGGACGCAGUCGAUACUGACUAGAGUCAAAUCUGAGAACUGGAAAGACCUUCUGGGCUUUCGGUCUGGAUUGCUUAAUCUAAAGUAAAAUAGCAAGCAAAGUCUUGAAGAGUCUUCGAAGAUUGAGAGUAGGUAGCCGGAGAACAAACGUACGGUAAUGCCAUCGUAAAGAGGAGGGUCGGAAUACUGUGAUUGAAUCUCAUUUCAAGCUAAGUAGACUAGGAUUUUCGGGAAGCUCUCGCAACGCACCCAUUGCUAAUGCAUUCUACCCCAACUGUUGGCAUUCUUUCUUGGCCUUGAAUCAAGCAGCCGGUACUGCCAGUUUCUUCCCCAAUUCCCUCCGAUGCAAGAACCUGAUCAAGAGCGAAGUGCCCGCCAUACCAACGGCAA
Messenger RNA from Colletotrichum phormii, 1464 nucleotides. RefSeq names its product adenosine deaminase. The record is from RefSeq and is a predicted model, not a curated record. Bases 4 to 1098 code for a protein of 364 amino acids. Gene Ontology annotation, cellular component: cytosol. Gene Ontology annotation, biological process: adenine catabolic process; hypoxanthine salvage. The transcript has a single exon. Gene Ontology annotation, molecular function: adenine deaminase activity. NCBI's taxonomy places the organism in Eukaryota, Fungi, Ascomycota, Sordariomycetes, Glomerellales, Glomerellaceae.